UCAGUAAAAUAUGAGUGAAAUAAGCAUUAAAAAUUCGAUAUUUGAGGAAGAAAAAGAAGCGUUUUCUUAUGAUGAAAAUGCCUUAAAAGAUUUCAAAAGGUUUAUCAGGGAUCAAGGGAUUAACUUUGAUAUGGAUGAUAUUUUUCUCCUUGGUUUUCUUCGUGCUAGAAAAUUUGACCUCAAAAGAUCUCUUCAGUUACUCAAAAAUUACUUCAACGUUAGAAUAGAAUAUCCCCAAUACUUUAAGAAUCAUCUCCCUUCCAAGUUGGGACGUGUUUUAGACAUGAAUAUAGUGCGGUUUUUGCCAAUACUCGAUCAGGACGGAAGUUACAUUUAUCUUUAUCAAUUUCGUAACUGGGAUACUUCUAUUGCGAGUGGUGUCGAGGUAUUGCGUGCUAUAAUGCUCGUACUGGAUUUUCAGUUAAAUUUUCAUAGAGCUCAAGAAAAGAAAAUCGUAUGUAUUAUUGACUCAGCGGGUUUAGCGUUGACACAUUUCUACCAUUAUCCUCCUAGAGUGGUCCAUUCAAUGGUGACUUUUAUACUUAAAGAUUCUUAUCAGCUUCGAUAUAAAGAAGUACACUUCGUCAACCUGAAUAUCAUCAUAAAGGCAAUUUUAAGCGUUAUGUUUCCACUUUUAUCAUCUAAACUCCGGAAAAGAUUUCAUAUUCAUUCUGACAUGGAAUCUCUACACAAAUUCGUCAACCCAGACUGCUUGCCUUCAGAAUUUGGAGGAAAUUUACCUGAUUUCGAUCCCACUGAAGCCACUAAUAUGCUUAAAUCUAACGAAGAAUUAUUUCAAAGACGCGAAGAAUAUGUGAAAUUGUACGAAGAACAAAGAAAUAAGAAUUUUACUGAGGGCACAUUUAGAUACAUUCGCGAAGAUGUAGAAGACGAAAAAAUAAAGAAAUUUAUGGAAAAAUCAGAAGAAAAAUUCCAACGUCAUGCUGACAAUCCAGAAGCUUUCAUAGCUGCUUUGAAAGAAGAUUCUGAAUUCGAAUUUACUCAUUUUUAAGUACUUGAGAUGAAGUCAAUUUUUAAAAUAAAAAAGACAAAUUAUAGUUAAUACUUAUUUCAUGUAUACCAACGUUUCGAAAUAAAAUUUUCCAUUAAAAUUUAUAUUUUAUUAAGUAAACUAUGAUAAUUUUGUAAACACUAAAGAUCUUUCUAUUGUACCUUUACUUAACAUAAAAAAUAAAAUAUGUCUUCCAUUUCAUGAAAAUAUUUCAUAAAGCA
This is a messenger RNA of Centruroides sculpturatus (bark scorpion), 1233 nucleotides long. RefSeq names its product alpha-tocopherol transfer protein-like. The coding region runs from base 11 to 1012 and encodes 333 amino acids. The record is from RefSeq and is a predicted model, not a curated record. NCBI's taxonomy places the organism in Eukaryota, Metazoa, Arthropoda, Arachnida, Scorpiones, Buthidae. The transcript has 5 exons. Gene Ontology annotation, cellular component: membrane. Gene Ontology annotation, molecular function: phosphatidylinositol bisphosphate binding.